Messenger RNA from Capsaspora owczarzaki ATCC 30864, 1305 nucleotides. RefSeq lists its product as hypothetical. NCBI's taxonomy places the organism in Eukaryota, Filasterea, Ministeriida, Capsasporidae. The transcript has 6 exons. The record is from RefSeq and is a predicted model, not a curated record. Bases 59 to 1192 code for a protein of 377 amino acids.
UUGCCUCGAAACCCCCAACCAUCGUGUCGCAUUAGUGCUUCAGGAAGGACACGCGCACAUGCUGGACGACGACGAGUUGACGUGGAGCAACGUCGAUCACGGCAAGUUUGUGCUCCACGGUAGCAUUGUGCUGCUCGGGCUGGACGUGCUCUUCUAUCCGCUGGACGUCAUCAAGACCCGCCUCCAGAUGAACGAGAUUAUUAAUGUGCGAGUCAAGCUGGCAGAUAUGGUCAAGGGAAUAGCGCGGCGAGAGGGCUUCUUCGGAUUUUUCAAGGGAUUUAACGCCACUCUGGCUUCAGCAUACCCUGGUCAGGCACUCUACUUUAUCUCGUACGAAUUCUACAAGGACCACCUUCUUGGCUUUGCUUCGCGACACCAGACCAACAACUCGAUGCUGAAUGAAGCAAUGGAGUUUGGUGCUCAUGCAGCGGCAGGCUUUCUAGCAGACGCAUCAUCACUCGUCAUUUACGUGCCGUCCGACAUUGUUUCGCAGCGGCUCCAAGUUGUGGAAGACCGUGUUCCAGCCAGCAGCGUCGACGUGGUGCGACGAAUAUGGCGCGCGGAGGGCAUCCGCGGGUUUUAUCGCGGCGUCGGAGUCACUGUCGCCACGUAUUCCGUGGGGUCGGCCAUCUGGUGGGCCACAUACGAAAUGUUCAAGACACCCAUGGGAAGGCUGUUUGGCGUGAGCCGAAAUGGCUUGCCACUGUCCUCGACGGACGCUGCUCCCCCUGCUGCUGCAGCACCAGCAGCGCCCUCUACUUUAGCAGGCGGAUCAUCGCCCUCAACACUGGCCGCUGCCUCGACAUCGCUUGUACCAGGGCUGUCACACAUCCAGCCCUCCGUUUCGGAAGCCACGUCUUCUUCUUCUGCACCGCCUGUGCACGAUUGGCGCUACCACUCGACGCAUAUGACUGCUGGAGCCCUGGCAGGAUUGGUGAGCGGCGUCUUGUCCAAUCCCCUGGAUGUGGCCAAAACGCGGAUGCAAGUGCCAGAGUACAAGUCGCACAGCGAAGCGUCUGCCCGCGAGCACAAGUUUUUGCCCGUCUUCCGGGGUAUUUACAAAACCGAGGGUAUCCGCGGCCUGUACAAGGGCAUUGUGCCUCGCAUAUUAAUCUCCAUGCCAUGUUCUGCGCUAACCUUUUUGGGAUAUGAAUAUGUCAAGCGCAUGAGUCGGCUGGAGACUCCUGCCUAGAACGUGGGAGUGUUGUUAGAUUCAGAGAGAAAAAAAUUUUGGUGUUCGCUUGUAAAAUCCAUAGCACUGUAUCCAACUUGCCACGCAAUUGUUUCGAUGCAGUCUCAUUGAAA